GCUUGCUUAGGGUUCCUUGUUUUCUCUCUGUGAAGUCAUCUUCCUUCAACCGUUUUGUUGAACUGGAUAUAUACUAGAGUAAUUUCUUCAAUGGCCGCGACGUCGAUUAUCACAUGUUCAGUACAGCAAGUCGUCGAUCAGAUACGGUUUGAAGAGAUUAGCUCAUCAGGUGUGAGGAAGGUGAUUCUGAAUAGACCAACAAAACUCAACUCUAUCAACUAUGAAAUGGUUUCGAAAGUAUUAGGGGCUGCAGAAAAAUACGAGCGCGACCCAGCAGUCAGCUGUAUCAUUCUGAAGGCAAAUGGAAAAGCAUUUUCUGCCGGGGGUGAUGUUAUCAGUGUGAUUUGCUCUUCCUUAGGAGGACAUUGGAGCUAUCCUGUGCUAUUUUACAGGAAGAUUCUAAUGGCGAGCUACCUCCUCGCCACUUUCAAGAAACCUGUGAUCUCACUGCUCCAGGGUAUCGUAAUAGGCGGAGGUGCAGGGCUAUCAAUCCAGACAACAUUUCGGAUCGUGACCGAAAAAACAAUAUUUUCAAUGCCGGAAGCAUCAAUAGGACUGUUCGCAGAUGUCGGAGCUUCUUAUUUCCUCUCGCGCCUCCCUGGAUCUUUCGGAGAAUAUUUGGCACUGACUGGAGCACGGCUUGAUGGUCCUGAGAUGGUCGCAUGUGGCCUCGCCUCUCACUUUGUUCUCUACAAGGACCUUAAUUUGUUGGAAAAAGCAAUAUGUGAGCAGGUUUCAUCAUCUUCUAACGCAUCACACAUUUCUGAGAUCAUAGAGAAAUUUGCACAGACACCGAACCUAAAACAAGAUAGUGCAUUUAAAAGAUUAGAGACGGUUCUUAACAGAUGUUUCUCUAGAAGCACGGUGGAAGAGAUUCUAGCAUCAUUGGAAAAUGAGGUUACAAGAGGAGGAGAAAAGUGGAUAAAGGACGCACAUGUCUCCAUGACAUCUGCUUCCCCAACUAGCCUUAAAGUAACAUUAAAAUCGAUAAGGGAAGGCAGGAGUCGAAACCUUGAACAAUGUCUGUCCAGGGAAUUCUUCAUUUGCGGCCACAUGAUUCAGGGGAUGGUAAAUAGAGAUUUCUACGAGGGCUGCAGAGCAUUCUUGUUCGAUAAAGACAAGAAGCCGAAGUGGAAUCCUCCAAGUCUGGAGCAGGUUACUGAGGCAAUGGUGAACAGGUUCUUUGAGGAUAUCGACGACCCAGACCUUGGUGGUCCGCUGAAGGUCCCCCACAGGCCCCAUGACUUGAUCACAGCCAAGCUCUAAAUAAAGCAGCAACUAAUGGCUUGUAUUUCCCUUUAUUGUGAUUAGUACUUCAGUUUACCAGAUGAGCAAAAUCUCAAACGCAAAUUAAACUCGGGUAUUCUGCGUUUGCAAUCGCGGCUUAUGUAAUAUCCAGCGGCUUUCCAUGUUA
This is a messenger RNA of Punica granatum (pomegranate), 1414 nucleotides long. NCBI's taxonomy places the organism in Eukaryota, Viridiplantae, Streptophyta, Magnoliopsida, Myrtales, Lythraceae. The record is from RefSeq and is a predicted model, not a curated record.